AUGGACUCCAGAGGAAAGGUCAUGGAAGAGAAGGAAGGCGGAGAGGUUCGAUACCGGGGCGUGCGGAAGCGGCCGUGGGGCAAGUAUGCCGCGGAGAUUCGCGACUCAAACAGGCAUGGCGCGCGGGUUUGGCUUGGGACUUUUAACACGGCUGAAGAGGCAGCUAGAGCUUAUGAUCGAGCUGCUUAUGCCAUGAGGGGUAGCUUGGCUAUUUUGAAUUUUCCUACUGAGUACCCAGCAAGUGGUGGCUCUUCCUCUUCAUCGUCUUCGGCUAAUUUUUCAUCUUCAGUGGCUGGGACUAUCCAGGAGAGAGGUCGCGGGGAGCAUGGAAAUGAAGUUCUUGAGUUAGAGUACUUGGAUGAUAAGUUGCUAGAGGAACUGCUUGAUUGUGAUCACCAAAAGAAGAACAAAAAAUAG
Molecule: messenger RNA, 417 nt
Organism: Prunus armeniaca (apricot)
Lineage: Eukaryota; Viridiplantae; Streptophyta; Magnoliopsida; Rosales; Rosaceae
Source: the annotation of a GenBank genome assembly